This is a messenger RNA of Tachyglossus aculeatus (Australian echidna), 2650 nucleotides long. It is a transcript of the gene SCARF1, whose product is annotated as scavenger receptor class F member 1. The record is from RefSeq and is a predicted model, not a curated record. Bases 38 to 2398 code for a protein of 786 amino acids. The transcript is spliced from 11 exons. Gene Ontology annotation, molecular function: scavenger receptor activity. Lineage: Eukaryota; Metazoa; Chordata; Mammalia; Monotremata; Tachyglossidae.
GCGGCGGUCAGACUGGCCGGACCCUGCGCUGGCUGCCAUGGGGCUGCUCAUCCCGCUGGUCCCGCUGCUCUGGCUGCGGGGGGUCCUCGGGGGGCCGGGCCUGGACCCCGGCGGGAAGAACGUCUGCCAGACCGGGAGCCUUCCUUCAGAGCCCGUGUGCUGCCCUGGCUGGAGGCAGGAAGGCCGGGAGUGCACCGUUGCCGUGUGUGACGGGGCGGACGCCUGCGGAGCGGAGGAAGUGUGUGUCCGGCCGGGGCUGUGCCGCUGCAAGCCCGGCUACUUCGGGGCCCACUGCGAUGCCCGAUGCCCGGGCCAGUACUGGGGCCCCGACUGCCGGCACAGCUGCCUCUGCCACCCCCACGGCGAGUGCCACCCGGCCAGCGGGCAGUGCUCCUGCCAGCCGUCGCGCUGGGGCCGCCUGUGCCAGUUCCCCUGCCCCUGCGGGGCCCACGGGCGAUGCGAGCGGCUGACUGGGGCCUGCGGCUGCGAGGCGGGCUGGUGGGGCUCCACCUGCAACCGGCCGUGCCAAUGCAACCCCGCGGGCGGCCGAUGCCACGCCGCCCUGGGCACGUGCCUCUGCCAGCCCGGCUGGUGGGGCCGACGCUGCAGCUUCCGAUGCCCCUGCCACGGCUCGCCCUGCGACCCGGACAGCGGCCGCUGCGCCUGCAGGCCCGGCUGGUGGGGGCCCCACUGCCAACGGCCCUGCGACCCCGGGUCCUUUGGGCUCCAGUGCCGGGACAGCUGCGGGCACUGCCAGAAAAGCCAGGCCUGCUCCCCAGACACUGGCGCCUGCCCAGCUUGUGAGCCCGGCUGGAACGGGACCCGCUGCGAUGAGCCGUGCCCCCCCGGCACCUUUGGGGAGAGAUGUGAGCAUUCGUGCCCGCGCUGCCGGCAAGGGGAGACCUGCCAGCCCGACAGUGGGCACUGCCAGCACUGCGACCCUGGCCAGACAGGGCCCAGGUGUGAAGCCCCUUGCCCUCUGGGCACCUACGGAGAAAACUGUAGUUUUGUGUGUCCAGCGUGUGACAAAGGGGCCUGCGAUCCUGUGUCUGGAGAGUGUGUCUGCAACCCUGGCUUCUGGGGCCCUAGCUGCAAUGCCACCUGCCCGGCCGGCUUCCAUGGAGACAACUGCUCCCUCCCCUGUGGCUGCUCGGCAGGGGCCUGCCACCCUGUUUCUGGGGACUGUGAACUGAAGCUCCAGUCCCAGGCUCCCCUCAUCGUGGGCAUCCUGGUCCCUUUGUUGCUGCUCCUCCUCAGCAUCGCCUCCUGCAUCUGCUGCUGUUGCUGGGCCAUGCGGCAGGACCCCAAGGACGGGUCGGCGGGGGACGGCUCCACCGUGUACCGGGUGAAGAUGCAGGUCCAGGGAGCCCUGAGCAGCCUGGCUAGCGCGCUGCCCUGUGGUUCCCUCAGUGGCCAGAAGCUCCCCAGGGUCACAGUCUCUCACCACGACCCUGAGAUCCCCUUCAACCACAGCUUCAUCGAGCCUCCCUCCACCGGCUGGGCCUCCGACGACUCCUUCUCCUCCGAUCCCGACUCGGAGGACGACAAGCCGGAUUACUGCGUGCCACCCCGAGAAGACCCCCCUGCCAGUGGAGAGCCCCCUGGCCCCGAAGAGAGCCCCUUCCCAAACCCCGACGACGCCUCCACGCCCUUCGCCAUCCCGCGCACCUCCAGUCUGGCCCAGGCCAAGCGCCCGUCCGUCUCCUUCGCCGAGGGCACCAAGUUUGGGCCCCAGGACUGCCGGGCCUCCGGGGAGCCGCCCAGCCCCACCAAAAAGCCCAAGAGGCUCUCGCGGAUGGCCCAGGCUGGAGCCGAAGGGCUUGGGGCGGAGGGGCCGGAGGGACCGGAGGGGCCAGAGGGGCCCGAGGACCAGGAAUCUCCCGCCACUGCCUCUCUUCGGGAUGUGGCCAGCGGCCGCAGGCGGCCCUUGGCCGGGGGCCGGACCGUGGCCCAGCGGGUGGAGGCGAUUGAGGGCGGCAGCCGGGAGGCCACAGGCUCGGUGACCACCAUCUACAUGCUGGCGGGGACGCCCCGCGGGGGCGAAGGGCCCGUCCGGGCCGUGCUCCGCCGUUUCGGCAGCUUCCAGCGGGGCCAGGCGGAGGCCAGGCCCAAGCCCAAGGCCAGCAUCCCCAAGCCUCCACGCCGGUCCCUGGCUCGGGAUAAGGGAUCCCCUGCCCCAGCCCCGGGCCCGGAUGUCCCCCGGUAUGAGGAACUGCCGGCCGUGUCGGCCCUCAAACCGGCCGGUUCUGCUCCCAGCCCAGAGCAGGCCGCCGGGGUGGCCUCUGGGGGAGGUCCUGAGCGGGACCCCCAGGACCUGAGGGAGGAGAAGAAGGAGGGGGAAGAAGAGGAGCCCCAGUAUGAGAAUGUGGCCCCCAGUCUUGCCCCUGCAGACCCUUAGGGUCCUUCUGGCUUUUAUGGGUGUGGGGAGGGGGUUGGAGGAGGAGAGACUGAGACAGACCCGUGACUUUGUUCCCAUUUAAGGGUGGGGGAACCGGACCGUCCGCUGGUCUAGAAAACCUUCUCUCUCCCCCAUGGAAUCUCUCCGUGGCCUGGAGUGAGUUGAAUUGUCGGUGGCUGGGGAUGACUAGGCCUUUGUCAUCAUCAUCGUUGACAUUUAUUGAGCUCUUGUGUGCAGAGCACUGUACUAAGC